CAGCCCUAUUUACAUCACAGGAUAAUAUAUGCAUGGCUGUAAAGAAAAAAAUAUAGUACAAGACAGACCAGUUUUCAAAGGGAAACAAAAAACCUAAUGUACGCUUCUGGAAUUUGCAUUAAAAAUAAAGCAGCGUUUUUAUACAAAUCUCAGGAGUAUAAAUAUCUUUCUCCGUCAUCUUCCUGGCCUCUAAAAGUCGAUUUUCCACAUCAGCCUUCCUUAAAACGCCUAAUGCAUCCUUUCCUAAGUCUGUUUUGAUGACUUCUGUUUCUUGACCUCUUUGCCUGUGUCUUGAUCUCUUUGUCUGCUUUUUCCUUGUACUUCCACACACUCCUCCUAUACAUUUCCCUUUCAGUACCACUCAGCAUCUAUUUGGAAUUCUGUAUCACCACCUAGAGGUCUCAAUCUCCUCAGCUUCCAUGUUUUUUAAAGCCGACUUUCAAGUCCAGUCUCAACAAUAAUCUUUUCUUGAUCAGUGACUCCUGGUUCUAAAAGGCUCUUAAACAUUGCCUUCUACUCUCUGUAGUUUUCCGAGCUGUGCCAUCAUAUCUAGCAGGUCAUCAUGCGUGUGCGGAAGGUAAUGGUGUUGCUGGGUUUGGUGAUACUAGGACUAUUAGUAGGUGUUGUUUAUCACUCGACUCAGAUCAAUCCAACUGUGACACAAAGUCAAAAAAGACUGCACUCGACCAUACAGAAGAUUCUUGACCGAACCGAACAGCUGAAGAACAGUGACAACGACAUUCCCUACCAUCUCAAACAAGCUACAGCACGAAAUGAGUGUGUUUGUGAGGGAGACUCAAGGCUUUUGAACGUCCCUUUUCUUGACGUUUUUUUUCCUCCGGUCGGUGCCAAGGAGUUGCACUCGGCAUUUAGCGCCCCGGAGCGAGAAGACAUAAGGAAACGACGUCACAAUGAGUAUACCAACUUCCUAAAAAGAUCACAUACAGCAGCCGACGUUCUGAUCAUCGCCGAGGCAAACAAUCCUCUUCAGUACCCCACCCAGGGUGUCGAGGUCCGGCCUAAAAAAUCUACUUUAAUUCCUGGGUUGGGCCUUAAUGUAAAACCACAGAAGGUUUAUUCAGUUAAUUUAACUGCCAGCAUGGGUACAUUUGACGUAGCAGCCUUGGUGGAUAAGGUCAACAUAUAUGGGGAAGGAAAAAUGCACAUGACCCUCUCCAGCCUACGUCUAUCUUCUCUUAACAGACAGCUGCAGUUCGUCAAUUAUACAAAUACAGUUUUUCAUCCCAAAACUGCAGACAUAGUGCAAUUUGCUACUGAUGGGUUCCAGGCAGCCUUCACCAUUAAAAUCCAACAUGGAAUCAUUCCUAAGCUCUAUGAUCCUGGACCUAUUGGGCCCAAAGGAGAAUACGACAUAAGCAAGCUUGUGACCAUUGCCACGAAAACAUUUAUUCGUUAUGACAAGCUUCAGGAUUUGAUUGACAGCGUUCGACAGUUCUAUCCAACGGUCACGAUAAUUAUAGCUGAUGACAGCGAGCAUCCCAAGCCUGUAACUGGCCCUUACAUAGAGCAUUACACCAUGCCUUUUAAAAAGGGUUGGUUUGCCGGGCGUAAUCUCGCUGUGUCGCAAGUGACGACUAAGUACGUGCUGUGGGCGGAUGACGACUUCAUCUUCACCUCUAACACAAGAUUGGAAAAAAUGGUGGAUGUUUUAGAGAAGACCGAUUUAGACCUGGUUGGAGGGGCAGUCAGGGAGGUGACAGGAUACACUGCCACCUACCGACAUACUAUUUCUACAGAAAAAGGUGGAAAAGACGGAGACUGCUUACACUUGAGGAAAGGCUUCCAUCAUGCUCUCGAGAGCUUCCCGAAUUGUGUCGUCACGGAUGCCGUCAUCAACUUCUUCAUGGCACGUACCGAAAAGGUGCGGCAAGUAGGCUUUGACCCCCGCCUGGCGCGGGUUGCACACCUGGAGUUUUUCAUUGAUGGCCUUGGGGUUCUACAUGUGGGUUCCUGUGAUGAUGUUAUAGUCAACCACGCAUCAAAGAUAAAAGGGCUGUUGCCAUUUGGACAGUCAGAAACCGAUAAGUCCUAUUCGAAGUUCCGGUAUACAAACUACUCAAGCAACCAAAACGCUCUGUUUUACUUCAAGAACCACUUCAAAUGCCAAACCAGCAAUGGUUAACUGAUCCUAAACAUAUUUGCACUAUUUAUGUCAUGCCCAAUGAACGUGAUGUGCCUAAAGAGACUUUUUACAAAGUUUAAGUUUGUUACAAAGACAUAUCACAUAAAAUGCAAAUCUCGGGACCAAACAUGACGUGUUAGUGUGUACCUCAUGCAACAUUUACUCUGGAAAUCACAGAAAGCACGUUUGCAGUUUUACCUUUUCAUUUUUCAGUAUGGACUUGGGUGUCGGUGUGGCCUUAUUUAUAUGGUAUAUGGUAUUUGGUAAGACUAAACAAUUGAAGCACUUGAGAAACACUUUUGGAACUUUCAAGCUUUUUUAUACUGUAAAUAAAAAUGGCUGUUAUCACUUAACAUUUUUCUUAUUUUAUAUAAUUUCUAUUUCCUUUUUUUUUUCAAUACCUAACUGCUAGUUAUUGGCUUGCACAAUGGCGGAGCAGGUAGCAUUGCAGUACUUAACACUCAUCAUAACACUCCUGUGCUGGGUUACUGUCUGUGCAGUGUUUUGCACCUUUUCUCUGUCGCUGUGAGUUUCUCUCUAGGUACUCAGGUUUGUUCAUCAUCAUGCAGCUAGGUGGGACUGUUGCGCUGAACUACCUAUAAGUGUGAAUGAAAGUGUAUAUGCUUAUAUGCAUGGUGCCAUCUAUUGGACUGGAGUCAGAUUCAAGGUCCAGGAUGAAUGUAUGGAUGGUUCUUCCAGAGCUAAUUUACAUCCGGUGUUCCACUUCAACCACUGGAUGGCAGUAUUGCAUUAAAAGUGUUUUUAUGUUAUAUUUUGAUGUAAUUAUUUUUUUAUAUAUAAUAAUAGAAAAAAAUGUAAACUUUUUAAUAUAACUUUUUAAAUGUUUACAUCUCAUUGACUAUUAGAUUACAUCCCACUGUCGACUAAAAAUGAGCUGUUAUAUCAGCUCCUUAAAUUAUAGAUAAGUACUAGAUAUCAGAAAAUGGUUAGUUUAAAAUAUCUUUAAUUACAGUAAUUACUUUUUUAUUAAUUAGAUAACACCUCAAUGUCAAGUGUUCAAGGGAGAUUGUUGCAUACUUUGGAUGAUAUUUUGGAUGCCUUCUGUAUUGUUUUAUUUUGCAAACAAGAAAAAAAAAUAAAAUGAGAAAAACCCAUUGAAUUAGAAGAUGUGUCCAAACGUUUGACUGGUAGUGUAUAUGUUCAGUAUGUUUAUAAAUAUCAAAUUAUAUAAUAUUUUGUUUUAUACAAUGCAGUCUAAUGGGUGGUGGGCACUGUGAAUGUAACCUGUUUAAAGGUUAAAAUAAAAAAGCUUUAGGACAA
Molecule: messenger RNA, 3424 nt
Organism: Clarias gariepinus (North African catfish)
Lineage: Eukaryota; Metazoa; Chordata; Actinopteri; Siluriformes; Clariidae
Product: beta-1,4 N-acetylgalactosaminyltransferase 1-like
Exons: 11
Coding region: 563-2143 (526 amino acids)
Biological process (GO): ganglioside biosynthetic process
Cellular component (GO): Golgi membrane
Molecular function (GO): hexosyltransferase activity
Source: RefSeq, a predicted model, not a curated record